Dujonia railenensis is the source of this 639-nucleotide messenger RNA. The record is from the annotation of a GenBank genome assembly. Lineage: Eukaryota; Fungi; Ascomycota; Pichiomycetes; Serinales; Debaryomycetaceae.
AUGGACGUACGACGGAUAAUAAUCUUUGCGGUUAGCAACCCACUCCCGAUGAAUAGGCAUUCAGCUGGAAAGUACAUUUUGCUAAAAUUAGCAAAGGCAUUCGAUGUUGAUCUUAACCACCACCAGAGCUCCAAGCUGUAUACUGCAGCAACCUAUGAAAACUUCACUCUAGUGAAGUCACAGGUUUACAUGAAUGAAUCAGGAAAGGCGCUCCAAAGCUUCUUGAGAGAUCAGAGACCUUCACCGGAAGAUUCAUUAGUCAUAUUGUACGAUGAUUUCGAGUUGAAAACUGGUAAAAUAAGAUUAUCGCCCAUGAAGUCUCCCGAAUCGCAUAAUGGACUCAGUAGUUGCCAAAGCGUACUAAAUAAGAUGGACAGUAACCUCUUGAAGACGUCUAUUUUCAAGCUUGGGAUAGGGAUCGGCCCUAAGCCAAAAGACUCCAACAAACUUACAAUGUCUAGCUGGGUCCUUUCCAAAUUCAAGCCAAAUGAAAUUGAGGACUUGGAUGAUAUGUCUCUUAGAUUGGUGGCAGACUACUUGGAUUUUAUUUCUGACGAGAACAUACAGAGUGUAACUGACCAAACGGCAAGAGUCAAUAAGAUUUUUGCCAAGAAGAUCCAAAGAGGUGAAUACACAUGA